AUGCACCUUCAUCCUCCUUUCCCUCUCCCUUCCUCCCUUCCUCCAUUUAUCUGCCUCACUACCCUCUUUACCCUCUCUGUUGCCCGUCCUCCCUUCCUCCAUCUCUCUGCCUCACUACCCUCUUUACCCUCUCUGUUGCCCGUCCUCCCUUCCUCCCUUCCUCCAUCUCUCUGCCUCACUACCCUCUUUACCCUCUUUGUUGCCCGUCCUCCCUUCCUCCCAUCCUUCCUUCCUGCCAUUCUUCCUCUCCUCAUCCUCCCUCUAUCCAGUCCCCCUUCCCCUUUCCAUCUCCCACUCUCCCACUCCCUUCCUCACGCCAACUCCCGUCCUCCGUUCCACCCUUCUACCUUCCCCCUUGUACCCAGCCGCAAUUUUUCCUCUCAUCCGCCCAUCAUCUCAUCCGCCCAUCAUCUCAUCCGUCCAUCAUCUCAUCCGCCCAUCACCUCAUCCGCCCAUCCUCUCAUCCGCCCAUCAUCUCAUCUGCCCAUCGUCUCAUCCGCCCAUCACCUCAUCCGCCCAUCAGCUCAUCCGCCCAUCCUCUCAUCCGCCCAUCCUCUCAUCCGCCCAUCUUCUCAUCCGCCCAUCAUCUCAUCCGCCCAUCAUCCAUCCGCCCAUCAUCUCAUCCGCCCAUCAUCUCAUCCGCCUAUCAUCUCAUCCGCCCAUCACCUCAUCCGCCCAUCAUCUCAUCCGCCCAUCAUCUCAUCCGCCCAUCACCUCAUCCGCCUAUCAUCUCAUCCGCCCAUCAUCUCAUCCGCCCAUCACCUCAUCCGCCCAUCAUCUCAUCCGUCCAUCAUCUCAUCCGCCCAUCCUCUCAUCCGCCCAUCAUCUCAUCCGCCCAUUAUCUCAUCCGCCCAUCAUCUCAUCCGCCCAUCAUCUCAUCCGCCCAUCAUCUCAUCCGCCCAUCAUCUCAUCCGUCCAUCCUCUCAUCCGCCCAUCAUCUCAUCCGCCCAUCCUCUCACCGUCACCCACGCUUCUGCCUUAGUGCCUUUCCCCGCUCUCUCUCCCCUACCCACGCUUCAUCUCGCUCACCCUUCCGCCCUUCCUCCGUCUCCCUUGCUCAUUUUCUGCCUCCGUGCAUUCUUUGUUCCCCACCAUGCAUCAGAGUUUGUGGUUCGUGUAUGUGCAGGUCUGCCAUGCAUCCAGUUGUGA
Closterium sp. Naga37s-1 is the source of this 1149-nucleotide messenger RNA. The record is from the annotation of a GenBank genome assembly. Lineage: Eukaryota; Viridiplantae; Streptophyta; Zygnematophyceae; Desmidiales; Closteriaceae.